Molecule: messenger RNA, 1898 nt
Organism: Cololabis saira (Pacific saury)
Lineage: Eukaryota; Metazoa; Chordata; Actinopteri; Beloniformes; Belonidae
Product: nuclear receptor coactivator 7-like
Exons: 7
Coding region: 38-958 (306 amino acids)
Biological process (GO): regulation of transcription by RNA polymerase II; response to oxidative stress
Cellular component (GO): nucleus
Source: RefSeq, a predicted model, not a curated record
AUCUCAGCGAUCGAGCCGCUCUUAUAAAAAUGCAGGGAUGGCAGUGGAAAUGUUCAACCCUGAGGUUCGUACAGUCAACACUUCUUUUUACCUCUCACCAUCAGAGCCUUCAUCUUCAGUCAUGGGAGUUGCCUACAGCGUCGGAGAGGUGGACCACCUCUACACAUUCUUUGUGCAAUGGUCACCAGAUAUCUACAGAAAGAGGAACAAGAAGAGCUGCCAGCCUCGCUACAUCAGAGAGAAGCACCAGAAUGGUUAUGCUGUGGACAAAGACAUGCCUGCGAUCAGCAACCUCCACAGGAAGCCUGUCAAUAACCACAAAAUAGGGAAAAACUGGGAGAUCAUCACCGUAAAAGACUCCAAACGCCGUCUAAGUCUGUGCAGCUCAGUGGAUUCUGAGCCAGAUUCUGAGGAGCAAGAGUAUCAAGAGGAGGAUGAUGCUCUACCUGUCCUGAAUGACCACAGCCAGCUGCUAGAUGACCACCACCUGCUCAAGCUUGCUGCUCACAUGCCACCAAGGACCAGGGGCUAUAGGUGGCAUCUGGUGUACAGCACAGCCAUCCAUGGCAGCAGCCUGAAGACGCUCUACAGAAACAUGGCUGGUCUGGACAGCCCUGUGCUGCUGGUCAUCAAAGAUGUGCAGAAAAAGGUGUUUGGAGCUUUUUCUUCUGAUCCAUUUAAAGUCAGUAAAUACUGCUACGGCACCGGAGAAACCUUCCUGUUCAGCUUCAACCCUGACUUCCAGCAAUACCGGUGGAGCGGGGAGAACUCCUACUUCGUGAGCGGCAACUUGGAAUCUCUGCAGAUUGGUGGAGGAGGAGACGGCUUUGCCCUGUGGCUGGAUGCUGAUCUGUAUCACGGUGCAAGCUUUUCCUGUCCUACCUUUCACAACGCACCUCUAUCUACACAUGAAGACUUUAUUAUAGAAGAUGUUGAGGUCUGGACUGUGCAGAGUUGACUGCAGACAUCAAAAAACACAAGAUGAAAACGACACAAUCCUUUAGGACUUGAAAGGAAAUGUGUACUUUUGGCAAUACUUUGUCCUGAUGGAGCAUUUAUUGUCAUAUCUGCACCUGGAUCCAACUGCUCCUGUCACCGUACGAAGGCUAUGGACUGGUGGAUUUUCUACGUGGUUGAACUGCGUUAAAGACACGUUGCUACACGAAGUCCUAUUACAGGUUUUUCUUGCUCUGAACUCCUAACUGUUCAGUUAGCUACUGUAUCUACCAAUCCCACUGGCAUUUUCAUCGCUCCUGCACAAUGUGCUGCAAGAAAAAGCCACACCCACUGAAAGCACAUUGGGGAUUUCAAAAUGUAAAAAUAUGAUUUUACAUUUAAAAAAAAUCUGUUGUGCAUAAUGCUCAACAGUCAGGGAUAUUUGUUAAAAAAAUAAGAUUUGUUUGUGUGUUUAAGGCAUUUGUGCUUAAAAUGUGUGCAUAUGCUCUCAAGACUUUCACGGUAAUGACACUGUAAGAUGAUAUGACCCAAAACAGCCUACCUGAGCUAACUCCAUUUAAAAACUACAGCUGCAACUGAAGACCGAAUCAGUAUGGCUAGAAAAACAGCUCAGACUUGCACUACACACUUUACUGUAUUAUCUAUGACGUGUGCUGUUUAUGGACGAAGAAACCUGUUGUUUAUUGUCACCUCUGUUUUUGGAAAGAGACACCAAUGUGUCUACUUAGGUUAUUUUAAGCAGAUACAUUAUUUUGAAUAUUUUCAUAUUUUAGUGUCUAAAUAUUUACCUAUUUUUUUAUACUGGAACUGAAUCAAGAAGGCAGAGGUAAUUUGUGUCUGUUUGGUGUGCUUGUGUAUGUUAGCAUGUAAAUGUGAGCCUGCCAGGCAGUGCUGGCGCUGCCAUUCUUAUUCUUGAACCACAUUAAAAAUGUUGCCUUUUC